Messenger RNA from Anneissia japonica, 1513 nucleotides. RefSeq names its product protein NATD1-like. The transcript has 3 exons. Bases 135 to 599 code for a protein of 154 amino acids. The record is from RefSeq and is a predicted model, not a curated record. NCBI's taxonomy places the organism in Eukaryota, Metazoa, Echinodermata, Crinoidea, Comatulida, Comatulidae.
CCUUUCAUGAUUUGUUUACGCUCUCCAUGUUUCGCUCGUGUGGAAUUGGAAAAGCACUGUCUUUUGGGACAUAUAAUACUGUAGUGUAUAUGCAGUUGGGCUUUAAGUGCGUUGUUCUAAAAUUUUAGUAUUUCAUGCUAGUACAGUAUACACCUACGAUUGUUAUGAUCAAAUCCUUUAGCAUUUUCCUAGGCCAACAACGUAGACCGUGCUUUUUAGCUGGGCUGAGAAGGAUGAGUGCCACGAGCAGCCGGGUUAUAUCCCAGCAGAAGCAAGGAUUAGCUGAACUAGGCCUAGGCGGGCUAGCUGUUGAACAUAACCCAAAUAAAUGUGAAUUUACUAUAUCAAUAGAUGCCACAGGUAGUAGUGAACCAGCCGUUUUACAGUAUGACCACCUUCCAGGAAAUAUAGUUGACAUGUACCACACCGGUGUACCGGAGGCAUAUAGGGGAAAAGGUGUGGCAAAGCAUCUUGCUAAGGCUGCCCUCGACUAUUUUUCAAGCCAAGACUUAUCAAUUAGGCUCUCAUGUACAUACCUCCAGAAGUAUGUAAGGGAUAACCCGCUGGAAAAGUACACAGCCAAACUUGAGCAAAACUGAAGGCGAAUUUAAAAGUUUUUAUUUACUUUAUAUACCAAACAAAUCUGUUAUGUUGAAAAAUGAAGCCAGACUAUUUUUUAAAAAAUAAUACAUUAAACUAUAUUGACUUUACUAAAAAAAUUUAGAAUUGUUGUAUUGAUAAUAAAAAGAAAUAUACUUGAGAGCAAUCCAGGGAGUCAUGUACAGUACAAAGAAAUUAUAUAAUGUAAUACUUUCGAAGAAUAUCUAGGUGUGUUGGUUUUUUUUUUUUUAAUGCUGUGGUGAACAAUAGCAGAAUUAUAUACUACAGUCAUGCACAGAUGUAGCCAACAAAGCAAUCAUAGUGGACCAAUCAGCAGCUUACAGGGCUUAGUAAUAACAAUAACAAUAUAUAUUUAAUAAAAGUGUUUUGGAAGAGUUCAUAAUUGCAAUUACCUGCUUCUAGGCCAUUAGGUUUAAUGGAUUUAUAUUUCAAUCACAUAAAUAUAGUUACUAAUAGUGUACACUGUACUAAAAAUUAUCAAAAGUAAAUACAGUACAGCUGGUUGUGUAAUCUUGUAACACGGAGCAGGGUCAAGCUUUAACAUCAUAUCAUCCCCAAACAUAAUAUUAUAUCCGUGUUGAGGUGAAUCACAUAAAAACAAUUAGAAAAACGUUUUCAGGAAAAUCUAUGUGCACCAUAUUCUCAAUAACUGCAGCCCAAACUGUGGUUGGUGGGGGUGUGGACUUUCAUACACCACCAUGGGCCAAAUCCUGCAUUAAUCCCCAACACCCAAGAUGGGAACAGUAAUGGCAAAAGUACGGUUGUUGCAUUCAACACGUACUGUCACAUUAGAUAGUGUCAUCUCUUCUAUCGUUGUCGAAGAUUACCUGUUGACUUUGUAAAUAUUUACCAAUGUUGACAUUAGAGAAAUAAAUUCAAGAUCUGAUUUUGA